Messenger RNA from Hypoxylon fragiforme, 1131 nucleotides. RefSeq lists its product as uncharacterized. Bases 1 to 1131 code for a protein of 376 amino acids. The transcript is spliced from 8 exons. NCBI's taxonomy places the organism in Eukaryota, Fungi, Ascomycota, Sordariomycetes, Xylariales, Hypoxylaceae. The record is from RefSeq and is a predicted model, not a curated record.
AUGGCUUCCAAAUUUCUGAGGAUUUUGUUCUUUAUAGGGCUUUUCGCCCUAGGAGCUGUUGCGCAAUGCAGCAGUUACGGCGUUGACUACGUGAAUGGCGGCUCAUACGACAUCGAUACAUCUUCACAUGAGAAUUUUACAUUUUCGACGAUUUUCCAGGGGUGCGAGCAGGAGUUGGUGAACCCAGUACUGGUAAAUCCCAAUGGCGAUCGAAUACCAUGCUCUGCGAUCAAUACGACGCCCGCCGGAGAACAGGUCGCUUCCACAUGUGAAAUUGAAUAUGCUGCCAUGACCUCUGGUUUAUACAAGAUUAUAAUAUCAGGGAAUAAGAUUGGCGUCCAGAGAACAGUCGCCCUCACCGUCGGCUCGCCCGCCACGAUUAUCAUCACGGCAACACCAACUGUGACCGUCGGUAUCACUAGUACACCCAAUGCAACAACGGUAUACAAAACCAUCGCCCAGACAAAAACCAUCGUUCUACCCGCAGGAACUGUUACCGCGCCUUGCGCAGGGAUAACCCAUACAACAACCUUCACACCAAAGGCACCCACGGUGACGAGCACAUAUACGAUCACGCGAACCGUCACCGACGAAGAAGUGACCAGUGAGACGACCACGACGGUAACCAAGACGGCUUAUUGCCACAUCAUCACUCGCGUACCCGACCCUCAACCUUCCAUAUGUAUCGGAUUCCUCUGCCUCCCACCGGGUACUGGUGGAAGUCCAGUCCCAGACGAAGUGCUAGAGACUAGGAAGCGGGAUGUGGCUGCCGUGGCGGCAACAACGACUGUGACUGUCAUUGAGACGACAUAUACCGCUACGAUAACCAGUGUGACUACCGUGCCGGCAGAGACGACUACGGAGGAAGUCUUCAAAACUAUCACAGCUAUUAUAACACCUCCUCCCUCAACCGUCUGCGAUGACAACGGGCCUACCGUGACCCUCACCGCGCCUUACACCACCUUUACGCAGACUAAUGUCGGGUACUCAACGACGCACGUAGAAGCUACGAUUUGGCUCGAGAUAACCAAGUACAAGACAUCGACGAACAAGGCAAGCGCCACGGCGUGUUCGAGGUUCGGGGGGUGGUACGGUGCUGAUGAUGUUGGGCCGGUGACAGCUACAGCUUGA